Cylas formicarius (sweet potato weevil) is the source of this 3281-nucleotide messenger RNA. Its product is annotated as endoplasmic reticulum metallopeptidase 1-like. The transcript has 11 exons. The record is from RefSeq and is a predicted model, not a curated record. Lineage: Eukaryota; Metazoa; Arthropoda; Insecta; Coleoptera; Brentidae. Gene Ontology annotation, biological process: proteolysis. The coding region runs from base 265 to 2907 and encodes 880 amino acids. Gene Ontology annotation, molecular function: metalloexopeptidase activity.
UCCGGUUGGUUGUGAAAAGUCAGAUGAUUUGUUUAUGCGCAAAAAUCUAAAAAGUGUUACAAUCAUUGUUUAGUAAUGCUCGAACCAUAUAGUGUCGCAGAAUACCGGGAGCAUUCCUUGUAGAUUUGAAUAACAUGUUAUUAUUCCUUAAAUAAUUAAAAAUAGGUCAGCAAAUAAAACAAUGAAUCGCUUCUCCAAAGAGUCGAUUUGGCAUUUGUUUUAUUAAUACGCACUCCGCUGGUGGUGUUUAGUGUUCAGGGAGUAAUGCCUUCGUUCCGGUAUCGAUUUCAGUCCGAAACACCGGGCGCCAGCAAGUACUCGCAGUAUGACGACGAAAAACCAAAGUUCCACAGGCCCAUGCCCGCAUCCCAUUUCAUGGGCGUUAUGGGGCUCAUAGUGGUCGUAUUCGCCCUCGUAAUAAUCAUAGAAAAACAAUUACCGGCCGGAUUAAAACUGGAAGACGAACCGAGGCAUCCCGAUAGUUUUAUAGCGGAACGCGCCUACAACGUGUUGAAAAACUUAACCUCAAUCGGACCGAGGAUAGCCGGCAGUUACGAGAACGAAGUCAUAGCGGUCAAAAUUAUAACCGGGGAGAUAGAAGAGAUAAUGCGAGGAGCUAACAGGAACAACGUGGUGGAACUGGAUAUCCAGAAAGCUUCGGGAGCUUUCAAUCUGGAAUUUCUGGACGGAAUGACCAACGUAUACCGGGACGUGCAAAACAUAGUCGUGAAAGUAGGGUCGAAAAUCAAUUCGCGUCACAGCUUGUUGAUCAACUGUCAUUUCGAUUCCGUCGUCGACAGUCCAGGUGGCAGUGACGAUGGCGCCAGCUGUGCCGUCAUGUUAGAAAUAUUGCGGGUGCUCGUGAGAUCGGAAAAAAUUUUGAGGCACAAUAUCAUUUUUUUGUUUAACGGUGGCGAAGAAAAUUUUAUGCCCGCCUCUCACGGCUUCAUUACUCAACACAAGUGGGCGAAAGAGGUUAGGGCCUUUAUAAACUUGGAGGCGUGCGGGGCGGGCGGUCGGGAGGUGCUAUUUCAAGCCGGACCUAACCACCCCUGGAUUUUGGAAACGUAUUCCGAAGAAGUGCCUUAUCCCUAUGCUUCUUCCUUGGCUCAAGAGAUUUUUCAAAGCGGCGUGAUCCCCGGUGAUACGGAUUACCGCAUAUUUCGCGAUUUCGGAAACAUAUCCGGUUUGGAUUUCGCUUGGUCGGCCAACGGUUACGUCUACCACACGAAAUUCGACACCAUCGAACAAAUACCCCUGGGUUCGCUGCAGCGAACCGGAGACAAUAUACUAGCGCUGGCCAAAGGUAUGGCCCAGGGACAUCAAUUGGCCAACGUGGAACAAUACAGGGCCGGGAACUUGGUAUUCUUCGAUUUUCUCGGCGCCUUCGUGAUCCGAUGGCCCAUGGCGACCGCCGACGUUAUAAAUACGUUGUCUGUGAUAUUUUCGUUUUACUGCGUUUUCAAAAACGCGGAGGAAGCCAAACUGCACGAGAGUUUAUACAUGAAGACUUACGCGAGGAAACUGCUUUUCUGCGGUUCGGCCAUUGUGGCCUCUUGGGUGUUGUCGGUCGCGUUCGGACUCCUGACCGCCGCCCUCAUCAAUGGUUUGGGUCGCAGCAUGAGCUGGUACUGCCGACCCCUUUGGGCUUUUUUUUUGUAUGUGAUACCUUCCCUUGUGAUUUCGUUGAUUACGAUCUUACUACACGCCAAAUAUUACAAUAAGGACUUGGAGCUGUCGCCGUGGACGGUAUUCCAGUUGUACUACGACGCAUAUCAAACGAUUUGGACUUUAAUUCUAUUCGUUGGAAUUGUUUUACGAAUAAGGUCUAGUUUUAUAGCUCUCACUUGGGUAUUUUUCGCUUCCCUGGGGAAUAUCUUGAAGACGCUUCUGUUUGGACGGUGGAGGGAUUCGAAAUGGAUUCUGCUACACAUUUUGGUGGUCGGACUGCCGUUCGUCCAGUCGUUUUACCUGAUCAUAGGUGCGUUAUACUUGUUCAUACCGAUAAUGGGUAGGGCCGGUGCCGGGAGUCACGCGGAGUUUCUCAUAGCCGUGAUGGUUAGCGUGCUAUUCGCGAUGCUGUUCAGCUUUGCGGUCCCGCUAAUACUACUAGUCAAAAAAGUCGAUAGGAUUUUUAGCCUGCUCAUCGGACUGUUCCUAAUAUCGCUGGCUUUUCUGAUACUAACCCCGCUCGGAUUCCCUUAUUCGGGCGAUCCGAACGUUUUGGCGCCCCAGCGUUUCAUGAUGGCCCAUACCAAACGAACGUUCCACGACGUUUCUGGUGCCGUGGUUAACGAGUCCGGCGGUUAUUGGAUAGCGGACAUGGACGUCAACAGUCCGCACACGGUCGAUAGGCACGUGCCCUUAAUGAGAACGGCGAAAUUGGUACGGGAAGAGUGCGACCGGUAUUUGUAUUGCGGGUUGCCUUAUCUGGUGCCGGUUUUGACGAUGAUCUGGAAAACGCAUUGGGUUCCCGGACCGGAACCCGUGAUCCUCACUCCCGUCAGCUUGAACGUGAAACGGCAGAAAACUCCCGCUGGGCAAAGGAUAUUCUUGGAGGUGCAUGGUCCGACGCACAUAGGAGUCAUGUUCUCCCCGGUCAGAGGGGUUAAAAUAUUAAACUGGAGCUUGCCCCCGGACCAUCCUUUGGCAGGUCCGUCAUGGCAAGGAAGGGAUACUUAUUUCAUUUAUUACGCUUACGGAUUAGAUCCAGUGCCUUUAAAUUUUUCGAUAGAUUUUGAAAUUCCUCCGGAUCAUAUUGGUCCGGUCAUGGAUUUGGCGGUCACGUCGCAUUACUUGUUCGGUAAGGGGAAGACGUCCAAGCACCUCAGCGAUCUCGUGGUCCAGUUCCCAUCUUGGUCGGCCGUGACGUAUUGGACCGCCUCCUACGAGUCCUGGGUAGUUUGAUCAAAAAUAGGGUGCAAUUUCGAUAUUUAGCCGCGUUCGUUACACAAAGUUGCCGUAAAUAAUAUUCGGUUGUAGUCCGCUUGUACUUUCUCGGAAUGUUCUUCUAUAUAAUACGGCUUACGCGCUUUCGUAUAUUAAAUACUUGAGGUUACCGUAAUUUAGAAGCUCAGUUUUGCCUAGAAUUCAACUACUCCUGCUGGCUAUUUGAACUUGCCGGAUAUUAUUUACUGCGAUUAGAGGUUAGAAUUUGUUGAAUUAGUUUUAGUUUAUUUAUUUUAUUCGACGAUUUAUUUUUUGUAUUUCGGCCAUAUCAUUAAAACGUUUGACGAAUUAUUGUGUAUUUUUUUAAAUAUUUUACCAUGUGGGUUGGUGUC